Postia placenta MAD-698-R-SB12 is the source of this 1638-nucleotide messenger RNA. RefSeq lists its product as hypothetical. Lineage: Eukaryota; Fungi; Basidiomycota; Agaricomycetes; Polyporales; Adustoporiaceae. The record is from RefSeq and is a predicted model, not a curated record. Gene Ontology annotation, molecular function: iron ion binding; heme binding; monooxygenase activity. Bases 1 to 1638 code for a protein of 545 amino acids. The transcript has 14 exons.
AUGGCGGUCCUCCUCGACCUCAUCCGAACGACUUCCCUAGUGGGAACACUCUGGAUACUUUGGCGUAUAGCCAAGCGCCUACUGGGCCGUUCACCCCUCGACAAUGUCCCGGGGCCAGCAUCACAGUCGUUUUUCAAAGGUAAUCUCGGCCAAUUGUUCGACAGACAUGGCUGGGACUUCCUGUAUGGGCUGGGCGUGAAGUACGGUUCGGUCGUCAAGAUCAAUGGCACUUUCGGCAGCAAACAACUCUUCGUAUUUGAUCCCUUGGCACUCAACAGCGUCGUCGUGAAGGAUCAGUACGUUUACGAAGAACCAGAGGAAGUUUUGGCAUCUAUGCAUUUGAUGCUCGGUGAUGGACUUCUCGCGACAGUCGGUGAGCGCCAUCGCAGACAGCGGAAGCUCUUGAACCCCGUCUUCUCCGUCGCCCACAUGCGGCACAUGAUACCCAUCUUCUACGAGAUCACUCACAAUCUCCGAGAUGCUAUUUCCACGAGGGUCAAGGACGGACCGAAAGAAGUCGACAUCCUCGAUUGGAUGGCUCGUACUGCGCUCGAACUGGUCGGGCAGGCCGGUCUUGGCUACUCCUUCGACCCCCUCAUCAGAGACGAGGCGGACUCGUACGGGGAGGCCAUCAAAGCCAUCGUCCCGACUAUGUUCCCGCUCAGGCUUGUGCGUCCUCUUCUGCCGAUUUCCAUGAAGAUGGGACCGCGUGCACUCCGCAGGGCGAUUGUCAGCCUCCUCCCGAACCAGCACAUCCGCCGCGCGAAAGAGAUCUCGGACUCGCUUGACGACCACUCGCGGCGCAUCUUCGAAGAGAAGAAGCUUGCGAUGGCGAAGGGCGACCAAGCCGUCCUCCAUCAAGUCGGCGAAGGCAAGGAUAUCAUGAGCAAACUGAUGCAAGCGAACCUGCUAGCCUCUGAAGAGGACAAGUUACCCGAGGACGAGCUGUUGGGCCAGAUGACAACCUUUAUUUUUGCCGGCAUGGACACUACUUCUGGCGCCCUGGCACGCAUCCUCCAGCUGCUCGCUGAUCACCCGGACGUUCAAACAAAAUUGCGCGCGGAGAUUCUUGAAGCACAGGGAGAUGGAGAAGAUAUCUCUUACGAUCAGCUCGUCGAGCUCCCUUACUUGGAAGCUGUCUGCCGGGAGACAUUGCGACUCUAUGCACCGGUCCCGUUCCUCACUCGAACUGCGCGGAAGGACAUGAUUAUGCCUCUUUCCUCGCCUAUCCGCGGUGUCGACGGCAACAUGAUGAACGAGAUCCACGUUCCGGCGGGCACGGGAAUCAUUAUCGGGAUCCUCGCGUCGAACCGCAAUCCAGAGAUCUGGGGCCCAGAUGCGGCCGAAUGGAAGCCUGAGCGCUGGCUCACCCCUCUUCCCGAUGCCGUUAGCAAUGCACGAGUGCCCGGGGUGUAUUCGCAUCUGAUGACUUUCCUCGGCGGCAGCAGGGCUUGCAUCGGUUUCAAGUUCUCGCAGCUGGAGAUGAAGGUCGUGCUUUCAAUUCUCCUCUCGACGUUCACGUUCGCGCCUUCGGAAAAGGAGGUCUUCUGGAACAUCGCCGGUAUCCAAUACCCCACUGUAGGCCGCACAAGUCGCAAGGCGGAAAUGCCGCUGAAGGUUGGCCUCGUAAAGGCGUGA